GAGAGCAAGAUCUAGAAAUUGCGUCUUGGGGCGUUGCUAUCUUAAACAGGAAACGCCUUCCGUGCAAGAAGCGGAACGCGCUUGUCAUUUUCAAGUCAUAGUACAAUAAUGUAGCAACGCCUUUAGAAUUUAGUUGGCGAUAGGAGCUCGUUCGAGUGCUCGUGUAACACUACAGAUCUGUGGCUGGAAUGCUGGAACUGGCAAAAUGUGUUCAACUGAGAGAGAGGAAGAACAUGACGACGAAUCUUUUUGGGUUUUAAAACCCAUCCAUCCUUCUGGUGUGAGAGGAACGGCUGGCUGCGAGACCUGGAGCGUGGCUUUCUCUCCGGACGGAUCCCACUUUGCGUGGUCUAUGGGCUAUGGAAUGGUCAAAGUCUUUGAUUGGCCACUUCCAACAGAUGAGGGCGAAUGCAUCAGCAGGUGCUCUUCUAAGACACUCAAGUGUGAACAUUUAAUAUGGAGCUUGGCGUUUGGACCGCGGCUGUCAAACGGAGCACGUGAGAUGGGACAGGUAUCGUCUCGAGCGGACAAAGAAAGGUUGCUUCUUGCCACGGGUCUCGACAAUGGGUCUAUCAAGGUGUGGAUUGUUUCAACUGGUAAACUGCUGUAUGAGCUUCGUGGUCACGAGUCCAUUGUGAGGGAUCUGGCCUUUGCUCCAAACGGGAGUCUCACACUUGUCUCAGCCUCUCGUGACAAAACUUUGAGAGUGUGGGACUUGAACAAAAAAGGUAAAGAGCCUCAUGUCUUGGUUGGUCCCACUCACUGGAUAUUCAAAUGCAGCAUCUCGCCCAAUAGCAGCAUGAUCGCGUCUGUCUGCAACUCUGACUCUAGGGUUUAUCUCUGGAGUCUUCGCUCCUUCACGUUUAUCAGGUAUCUGACUUACAAUCAGCCACGUACCAUGAUAUCCUGUGAUUUCUCUGCGGACGGAGCGCUGCUGGCAGUUGGCUCGUAUGACUGCAGUAGCUGGGUGGUUGACCUCUGGGACCCCUACACGGCAGAACACGUAGCCAGUCUGAGGGACUGUGAUAUGUGUGGGUACAGAUUUGAGAACCUGAUCAGAGCUCUAAGUUUCUCUCAGGAGGGUUUACGCCUAGCGUUAGUGACGGACCAAAGAGCCUUGCAGAUUUGGGAUCUGGAGCGGGACCAGUUGUUCCAGCAGUAUACCCAACGUGGAAUCGACGCGCUGUGCUGCACAUUCCAUCCAAAAGGGGGCACUAUCGCCGCGGGGACCAGGGACGGCCACGUGAAGUUCUGGAAGAUUCCGCGCUCCGUACCCAGCCUACGGCACCUCUGUCGCUUUGCCCUGCGAUUCUCCUUAUCAACCCAGCAGGUGGAGGUCCUGCCACUCCCCAAGAAAAUCCUAGACUUCCUCACCUACAGAGACGUCCUGAGACACAAAGUCUUGCGUUGCAACAAAGGCUGCAGUUCACCAUGAGUUUUGUUUUGUUUUUGUUUUUUUUUUCUUUUUAAAAUCACAGACCACCCCAUUGUUUAUAUCAAAAAUUAGUUUUAAUGUUCAUUGAAAAACAAAACAGAGCAGGACCAAGUGAAGAUGUCUUGUUUCAAUGGUUUGGGUUAUGGUUUUUCGGG
Chanos chanos (milkfish) is the source of this 1590-nucleotide messenger RNA. It is a transcript of the gene wsb2, whose product is annotated as WD repeat and SOCS box containing 2. Gene Ontology annotation, molecular function: protein binding. The transcript is spliced from 9 exons. NCBI's taxonomy places the organism in Eukaryota, Metazoa, Chordata, Actinopteri, Gonorynchiformes, Chanidae. Bases 206 to 1435 code for a protein of 409 amino acids. The record is from RefSeq and is a predicted model, not a curated record. Gene Ontology annotation, biological process: intracellular signal transduction; protein polyubiquitination.